Pelodiscus sinensis (Chinese soft-shelled turtle) is the source of this 1045-nucleotide messenger RNA. Its product is annotated as acetylgalactosaminyl-O-glycosyl-glycoprotein beta-1,3-N-acetylglucosaminyltransferase-like. Lineage: Eukaryota; Metazoa; Chordata; Testudines; Trionychidae. Gene Ontology annotation, biological process: protein O-linked glycosylation; poly-N-acetyllactosamine biosynthetic process. The record is from RefSeq and is a predicted model, not a curated record. Gene Ontology annotation, molecular function: protein N-acetylglucosaminyltransferase activity. Gene Ontology annotation, cellular component: Golgi membrane.
CACCUGCAGAGCUACCGAUGCCGGGAGUUGAUCCAAGGGGAUGGUAUCUGCUCCGGGUCCCUGGGACAGCGGCUGCUACUCCUGGCCAUAAAAUCCCACCCAGCUGCCACUGCCAGACGGGCCACCGCCCGCCGCACAUGGGCCCAGCCCAGGCUGCUCAGGGACUACAGGGUGCAACAUGUCUUCCUCAUAGGAGUGUCCCCCAAUCCCCGGCACAUGGCCCUGCUGGGGCAGGAGAGUGAGGAGUUUGGGGACGUGGUGCUGUGGGAUUUCACUGAGAGCCACCACAACCUGUCGCUCAAGGAGCGCUGCUUCCUGCACUGGAUGGGCGAGCACUGCGGGCAGGCCGACUUCAUCUUCAAAGGAGAUGAUGAUGAGUUUGUGAACCCGCCUGUCCUGGUGACCUACCUGCACCAGACAUCCAACGCCUCCCCCCUCAUCCAUGGUAACAUUCAGCGUCAUUCAGUCGUGAUGAGGGGGGGGAAAUAUGGCAUCUCCUCUGUGCUGUUCCCCCAGAAAAAAUACCCCCACUUUCCCUCUGGGGGCGGAUUCCUCAUGCCCAGGGGCAGCAUCCCAGCCCUGGCAACGGCCUCUGAGCGCAUCCCCGUCUUCCCGCUGGACGACGUCUACUUUGGUUUCCUGGCGCUGGCCGCUGGGCUGCAGUUCCAGCACGACGAGCGCUUCCAAGUCUUCGGCAUGAAGGUUGAGCUGUGUCUGUACAGGGAAGCCAUGGUGGUGCAUGGCAUGUCACUGGACCGGGUGGAGGUGGUGUGGAGGGGGCUAUAUGUGGAGCAUCGGUGCAACAUGUCGUGGCCUGUCCUCUCUUAGUGAGUGUUGGCUCCCACCCAGCCCGUGAGCAGACCAGGGGACCGUUCCUCCCUCCUCAAGGAGGCCUCACCUCCCAUAUACUCACAGGGCGGGGAUGGCCUGGCUUGGGGGAAUGGGGCACAGGGACAUUGUUCAAACUGAAUUAAAUUUGAUUUUUUCUUGACUCCUCCUGACUGGUUACAGCUAGGAUUCUGAGUUUAGGGAGGCAUAGGGUUUU